AUGGAGAGAGUCAAUCGCACAUUUGUGACUGAAUUUGUCUUCGUGAGAUUCUCUAACUCCCCUCUUAUCCAGCUGCUCUUCUUUUCCCUCUUCCUCCUGGUUUACCUCUUGUCCCUGGUGGGAAAUGCCCUCAUUGUGCUCAUUGUAGCCCUGGAUGCACAUCUCCACACUCCCAUGUACUUUUUCAUAAGCAACCUCUCGCUGGUAGAGCUCUGGUAUACCACAGUCACCGUGCCUAAGAUGCUAGCCAAUUUUAUAAGUCCCAAAGGAGUUAUCUCAGUUCCCAGCUGUAUCACUCAAUACUACUUCUUCUUUUCCUUGGCUGCCACAGAACUCUUCAUCCUCACCACCAUGGCCUUUGACCGCUAUGCAGCCAUUUGCCGUCCACUUCACUAUCCACUGCUGCUCAACCCCCAAACCUGUGGGACUCUGGCUGGGGUUUGCUGGUCCAUGGGAUUUCUCUGCCCUAUGUUCCCCUCAUUCCUUCUUGCACACAUCUCCUUCUGCACUCCCAACCAGAUCAACCACUUCUUCUGUGAUGCGGAUCAAAUUUUCCGUCUUUCUUGCACAGACACAUAUGCCAUUCAAGCAGUGGGAUAUGCUUUCAGCACUGUCAUUAUCCUAGGAGCCUUGGUCUUUACCAUGGCUUCCUAUGCACGAAUCCUCGCCACUAUCCUAGCCAUGGCCUCAGCUACUGCCCGACGCAAGGCCUUCUCUACCUGCACAGCCCACCUUUCUGUAGUCACCAUUUACUUCGGCACCCUCAUAUUCAUGUAUGUCCGCCCAGCUGUAAAAUAUGAAUCAAAUAUCAACAAGAUUGUUGCCAUCUUUUACUCAGUCAUCACCCCACUUCUCAAUCCUCUCAUCUAUACACUCCGCAACAAAGAUGUUAAGGAAGCUCUGAAAGUGUUGUCAACCCGGAUCCAAAAGAUCUGCCACCGGAGCAGAAGCCUUCAGUGA
Messenger RNA from Elephantulus edwardii (Cape elephant shrew), 960 nucleotides. Its product is annotated as olfactory receptor 6N2-like. The coding region runs from base 1 to 960 and encodes 319 amino acids. Gene Ontology annotation, cellular component: membrane. The record is from RefSeq and is a predicted model, not a curated record. Gene Ontology annotation, biological process: G protein-coupled receptor signaling pathway. Gene Ontology annotation, molecular function: olfactory receptor activity; G protein-coupled receptor activity. NCBI's taxonomy places the organism in Eukaryota, Metazoa, Chordata, Mammalia, Macroscelidea, Macroscelididae. The transcript has a single exon.